AUGAAUACAAUACACAAACAAUUUAAAGGUAUAAGUCUACAAACACUUACUGCAUUAAAACAUCAAGGAGGAUUUGGACUCUUAGAUUUAAAUCACCAAUUAAUUGGAGCCAGAGCAAAAGUAAUAGGACAGUUAUUAUUAGAUAACACCAAUUGGAACUACAUUAUAUGGAGGAACAAAAUUCAAAAAGUAGUGGAAGAAACAUGGACUACAAAUUACAAUCACGAAUCACAAGAGUAUACAGGACCAUUAUGGUAUGAUUUCUUAACUUCAGACCUAGAACUAGAUCCAACAACAAACAUCAAAAAAAUAAUUAAUGAUUCUCAACAUUUAAAUGAUUAUGAAAAGACAUGCCUUCACUCAUGGUUUCACCUAACGAAAAAGAUAAGAAAAGGAGAAAUUACUACCACAACUUACACACAAGAAGAAGCUCAAAAACUAAUUAAUGAAGGUCGACCACCCACUCAAAUAGAUUUAGAUUUAUUAGACAAGACCUUUUUUCAACAACAAUCUCGGAAACAUCAACUUACAAGUAGAUCAUGCCUCAUACCAAAGGGAUGGAGUAGAGAAUUACAUUACCAAGAAGACCAAUGGAAAACAUUUUUUAAGAAAUUAAAUGAAGCUAAAAAUGAAUACCCCUACGACUUAGAUUUUUAUCACAAAUUUAACCUCGGUUUAUUCAGAUACCAUACAAGAGAAAGAAUAAAAUGUACUCAAUGUGGUCAAUUAUUACCUGCAAGAGCCUAUAACACACAUCAAACUUUCAAAUGUCGCUAUUCAAAUAUUAUUUGGCUGAUAGCAGGAGCACGAGAACUUCGACUUAGACUGAACCAUUUAAUAUGCAACUCCGACCUAACACCAAUUCAAAUGAUUAAAUCAAACAAGUACCUAAAAAUAUUAUUUAAAGUAUCCGCAUAUCGACGAUCGAGGCCGGAAAGUGAUGAACUUUCCGACGAAGAAUUUAAAAAAAUGGUACUUAAANGUUACAGACAAAAGCUGCCUUACAACAAUGAUAUAAAGCUGAAAUUUUCAAUGAUGAAUCAAACGACUUAA
Messenger RNA from Lodderomyces jiufengensis, 1053 nucleotides. RefSeq lists its product as uncharacterized. The record is from RefSeq and is a predicted model, not a curated record. NCBI's taxonomy places the organism in Eukaryota, Fungi, Ascomycota, Pichiomycetes, Serinales, Debaryomycetaceae. The coding region runs from base 1 to 1053 and encodes 350 amino acids. The transcript has a single exon.